AUGACUACGGGUGUGGAAGGAAACACGGUAAACGCGGCUGUAUAUGGAUGUGGCCUUUCCGCAUCGGGAGCGCUUGCCAUACCUCGUCUUGUUGUCAAUGAUAAGAUUGUAACUGCAAAAGAGGCGCAUAAACCGCUUCGCAUCAGUCAUUUCAAUCUGAAAGGUAUCAGACAUGUAGCAGCUGGUUUUGGAUUCUCACUUUUUGCCUCGAGAGACAGGCUUUAUGGCUCAGGACUGAAUAACAGGCAAGAUUAUGCUUAUGUUUUUUUGUGUUACCCAGCUUUUUGAUU
This is a messenger RNA of Cylicostephanus goldi, 290 nucleotides long. Lineage: Eukaryota; Metazoa; Nematoda; Chromadorea; Rhabditida; Strongylidae. The record is from the annotation of a GenBank genome assembly.